This is a messenger RNA of Vanessa atalanta (red admiral), 792 nucleotides long. Its product is annotated as zip homologous protein 2. Lineage: Eukaryota; Metazoa; Arthropoda; Insecta; Lepidoptera; Nymphalidae. Gene Ontology annotation, biological process: protein sumoylation; reciprocal meiotic recombination; homologous chromosome pairing at meiosis. The record is from RefSeq and is a predicted model, not a curated record. Gene Ontology annotation, cellular component: synaptonemal complex. Gene Ontology annotation, molecular function: SUMO transferase activity. The transcript is spliced from 8 exons. The coding region runs from base 1 to 792 and encodes 263 amino acids.
AUGGAUUGGAUUCACUGUAAUAAUUGUUUCAAUCAAUUGGAACCUGGUGUUACUCUUCAUUUGACGUCAUGUGGUCACAUGUUUUGCAACAACUGCCUUAACAAUGGUUUAAAAGAAGGUACAUGUCUCGUAUGCCGAGUGCCGUGCUCUAUUAUGAAAUUAGUUCCGGACAUGAAUCAAGAAAUCCAAGAUUAUUUUACAGAUCCCGAAGAAUUGAUUAAAAAGUGUUCUGAAGUUCUACAAUUUCAAAGGCAGCACAGACGUCGAUUAUUGUCAUAUUUAUUGCAAUCGACGAAAAAAUUCUACAAAGCUAGAAGCGAAUUAAAACGUAUGACAGAGCUUUGUCAAACGCAGCACAAACAGCUUAAGGAGUAUCAGAAGAUUGUUAAGAAAUUAGAAAACCAGCUCGCCGGUCAACCGAAGCAAAUGUCUCCAUUCAGCGUGCCCAUAUCGCCCGGCAGUAAUUUGUCCCCAACCUUCAUUCAGACUACGCCUACGUAUAAGAGAAACGCUAAAAGCACUCCAUAUAAUCAACCAUAUCAGUCCAACCUCCUGACCCCGACGCGGAUAAGCAAGCAACGGACGGCAAGCUUCAGCGCGAGUCAGAGGUCAAAUACGUCAAACAAGAUAUCGUCAACGGUAUUCACGCCUCCAACGCCAGAGUCGGUUGGGUCUAUUUUUAGUCAAAGGAGCAUCGAGUCUGGUUAUCUAUCUUGUAGUCCGUGGAAUAAAUCUCAAGUUGUGUUGGACUGUGAUGGCUUUAUAGAACAAUGUUCUUUAAUAAAUGCUUGA